AUGCUAAAUGUGUGGAAGAAUGCCUGGAGGAAGGCACAAUCUGCCGCCGCCACUUCAGGUCAAGACAAUAACGGGGAGCCUCAGCCAAGUGCCAGUGGGGCUAGCUGGUCCGCGGCAUCCGUUGACGCUGUUCCAGCGGUCCCACCACAGAAUGGCGAAGGACCCGUGUCUGCUGAACCGACGUCGAUACUGUCGCAGACGCGAAAGCUAGAUCAGGUAGACGGUUGGUCUUCUGUUCCUCCCGAUCGCCCUGUAAAGCGGCGAAGGGACACAGAUGGCACGCCGCCUGAAGCUACUAAUGGCUCAUUUCAACCCGAAAGCGCUGUUGAUUUCGCUCCUCCGAGAGAACUUGUAGUGUCAUACGAGUCUUCGAAGGCGGCGGAGGAAACACCGUUGACAAACCAAUUACGAGCCCUGGAUCCAGACGGACGAAUAGGGGAUCCGUGGUUUCGCUACGUGCAUUACAUUUUGAGUGAUUUAGGGCCUUGUGGUGCCGAUCUUGUCUGGAGACAUGCCCUAUUGGAUCGUGAUUUGACUAUACCCGAGCAUUCAGCAGUCCGUCAAGUUGAGGCCAAGCUUGCUGCGCGACCUAUAAAUGAUGAGCGAUUCCUAAAAGUAGUUCAAGACUGGACAUUUUCCAACCCUUUGCUGGACUCGGCUCACACAGAUAAGAAUGUAUCAGACAAGUUCGUGAAACUUGUACGAAUCUUGAAGUCUUACGAACCCUAUCGGAACAAUCUUCGAGCUGUUAUCUUCGUUCAAAGGAGGGUCGCGGCUGUAAUGAUCUUGAAGAUGCUUUCAAUGCUUCCGUCGCCGCUUAACUUGGACUUCAUUCGUCCACAGGUACUAGUCAACCAUGAUAUGGAUCAGCAGCGUUCCGUUAUGGAUAGCUUCGCUAAUGGGCAAUGUAAUUUGCUCAUAGCGACUAAGUCAAUGGAGGACCUUGAUAUUCCCAAGGCAGACGUGGUCAUCCGUUUUGACCUCUUCGAGAGUCAAAUCUCAUAUGCUUAUGCUCGUGCAUGUCUACGAGGUCCAGAAGCCUGUCUGAUCCACAUGGUCGAGGAGGGAAAUGACGUGCAUCGUCGCAUUCUCUCUGCCCUUUCGCCCAAGACGGACGCAAUGAAGUCGUGGCUAAUGGGCAUGAGGAAUCGCUCGGCCGCCUUCCCGCCUGCCGGUUUGCAUGAGACCACGGACCCUUACCGCUCCGACGACGAAGAUAACGAUGAUUUGGGACCCUGUGUCGUGGACCCCAGCACCAGUAGCCGGAUCUAUCACCGAGAUGCGACUGCCAUCGUGCUGCGGUUUGUUUCUAAACUAUCUGAACACCUGGGAAAGGAACUUUUCAUCGUCAGGGAAAGCGUCAAGGCAGAGCCGAAAACGUAUCGGGUCAUAAUCUGGCUACACGGGUACAAUCCCAUCCAGGGAGAAUACUACGAAUCGUUGGCCCAUGCACGGCGGUCCGCCUGUUACAAAGUCUGCCAGGAGCUAUCAGACCGGGGGCACUUGGAUUACCGCAUACUCCCUCGGCCUCCGUAUCCUUCUGGGAUAUACGGCCCUGCGCGGAGUGCUCCGGAAGUCAACAAGUCCAAUGGAACUCGCCGAUAUCCACGGAAAUCCCCAGACUUCUGGGCGAACUGUCGGUCUGUAGGUUGGAGCCGUGUUUUUCCUACCAUCAUCUGGGUAGAUGAUGGGAACACACCGACCCACGGCCAUAUCGUCCUGUUGACUCGCUUACCCUUGCCGCCCUUGUCCAGUACUAAGGUAUUCUAUACCGGUGUACCCGCGACGGUUUACUUUACGCGAGCCGCUUCAUUCACCAUGGACGGACCAAAACUCCAGCAGGUAUAUCACUAUACCACGAGGCUCUGUCGCGGGAUUAUGAACAAGUCUUUAGACUGUCCCCUGGAGAACAUGCCGUACCUGCUACUUCCGCUCAAUGGAGCCUGGAAGCAUGGCCCGAAGGACCAUAACUCGGAAGCGUCGGACAUACAGAAAUAUAUCCCAUGGGAUCUUGUGUAUCAUGCGGCGCAGAAUUUCGUUACUCCAUUUCGGUACGAAAGUAUCGGAGCUGUCGAGGAGGAUGUCAAGGACGCUGUGGUCCAGGACAGAUGGGUCGAGUUUACCAGACGGUACGAGGUAGAAAAGGUCAGGACGGACCUAUCACCCUUGAGUAAACCAGUCGAUAGCCCCCGGGAAAGUGCGUAUGAAAGCUUCUUGGAAUACUGUAAAGCGCGACGCAAGGAUUUCGACGGCCUCAAGAGCCAUACUCAACCGCUUAUCCAAAUAAAGCGCUUAUCUGCUGUGCUCAAUCGUUUGAAUCCGACGACACGACCUUUAACGGAGUCAUCGAAAGCAACCGCUAAAUAUCUCAUACCUGAGUUGUGUGCGAAAUAUACUAUCCCGGCGAGCACAUUCCGAACAGCACUCCUCCUACCAUCAAUAACUCGGAGAAUUGAUGAUAUGCUUCUCGUGAAGGAGCUAAAUGCCAAGAUAUUCGACCAUUCCCUUCAGGAAGACUUACUGCAUACAGCAAUCACAGCACCAGCUGCUGGUUUCGAGUUUGACUAUGAACGCCUGGAGCUGUUAGGUGACGCCUACCUGAAAUAUCUGUCUUCGGUCUACCUGUUCGUGACAAACCCCGAGAAGCGCGAGGGAGCUCUCCAUUUUGCGCGGCAACGGAUAAUCAGCAACAAAUCCCUGCUAGAGUACGCCGACAGCGCGGGAUUACCUCCCUUCAUACAGUCCAAGCCUUUCGUCGCCAAGUUAUGGCAGCCUGCUCCUCUUGAGGCCGCUACCUCACCGGAUGAGGCGUCGGUCGGCAAUGCCUCGGCAGCCGGGGCAGAGUCGAAUACAUCUGUCGUACCACCCAAGCGAUCGAAGCGGAAAAGACAGCAAGACGAUCAACAUAUUCAAUGGCUAGGAGACAAGGCGGUCGCUGAUGUGGCUGAAGCUAUCAUCGGAGCGGGAUAUAUAACCGGCGGUCGCGAGGUUGCUCUGAAAGUAACGAAGGCCUUGAACAUCCCUGUGCCCCGUAUCGACCGGUGGUCUGACUUCGGUAGGAAGGCUCUGGCUGUUGCUCCAGAGGCCGUCUCAAAAUUGGGCAAGGGGAGUAUUGAAGCGGUGGAACGUAUCAUUGGCCAUAAAUUCCAGCGCCCCCAGUUUCUCGCUCAGGCCUUGACGCAUGCCUCCAUACAAGGUUAUGACUUGACUUCUUACGAGCGGCUAGAGUUCCUUGGUGACGCGAUCCUGGACUUCAUGGUGAUCCGUCACCUGUAUUACAGGGAGACCCAAUUGUCGCCAGGAGGUCUAACUCUAUUGAAAGGUGCCAUGGUGUCGAAUUCCGCUCUCGCCGCGGUCUGCGUAUGGUCCGGCCUGCACAAACAUCUGCUCUUCGAAUCCCGGGACCUCGCGAACGGUAUCCAAGCCUACGAAGUACAACUGAAGGCGAAACAAGAAGAGGAAUAUCGCUUAGCGCGCGAAGAGGGCCGCUCGCCCGGUCAGUAUUGGCUAGAUAUAGAGCCCCCGAAGGCACUGUCAGAUGUGGUGGAGUCAAUCAUCGGCGCGGUGUACAUCUCCGACAACUUCUCGCCUGUCGGGUCGGAGACGCUCUUUGUGAAUGUCCUCAAGCCGUUCUACGACAAGCACAUCACGCUCAAGACGUUGUCGCAUCACCCGACGAAGAUCCUGUUCGAGCUGUUCCAAGCGGAGGGGUGUCAUGAGUUCGAGAUGCUGAAACAGCAAGUCCACCCUGAGCGGAGUAGUUCUGACGGAAGGACGGGAGGCAGUCAACAAAUAACUCGCUGCGAAGUCAUCGUGCACGAUACCAUCCUCGCUGCAGCAGAAUCUGCAACGACUCUGAGCGCGUCCCGAAUGGCCUCGUUCUUCGCGUUGGACGCGCUCGAGGGCGACUCCGAGUUCAUGAAGCGCACGUGCGACUGCCGUUCGCAAUCCCAGGCCCGCAAGGCGGUGAAGAAAGCGCUGAAGGACAUGUGGGAGGACGACGGUAAUGACGAGGAAGUAGAGGCCGCGGACGGGCGGGACUGA
This is a messenger RNA of Gloeophyllum trabeum ATCC 11539, 4044 nucleotides long. RefSeq lists its product as uncharacterized. The transcript is spliced from 14 exons. Lineage: Eukaryota; Fungi; Basidiomycota; Agaricomycetes; Gloeophyllales; Gloeophyllaceae. Gene Ontology annotation, molecular function: ribonuclease III activity. Bases 1 to 4044 code for a protein of 1347 amino acids. Gene Ontology annotation, biological process: RNA processing. The record is from RefSeq and is a predicted model, not a curated record.